This is a messenger RNA of Trichobilharzia szidati, 1844 nucleotides long. The record is from the annotation of a GenBank genome assembly. Lineage: Eukaryota; Metazoa; Platyhelminthes; Trematoda; Strigeidida; Schistosomatidae.
GUCCAUUGAUCAUUGGAUGACAGAAAGAGAAUGAGCAGUCCACUUUGUCAACAAAAAUAUAUUUAAGGAGUGUUUAUGAUUCAUUAUUCACUAGGUCAACUUUGGCCAAUGUGUUUUGUGUUUUGCUGAAUAAGUAUACGCUAUUUCCGUUGACCUGCAAUGAUCAUGUUGAACCUUUUCACACGGUGUGGUUUGUAGUCAUGGCUGGUGUUGACCACGCCUACCAGUAUUCAGUCGAGGUGAAGAGCAGGUUCUCACUAUUUCUGGAUGAUACCUUGAAUAGUGAGGACCCGGAUAUCCUGCUAUCCAAAUUGCAAACCAAACGAGCAGAGAAAACUAAGAAGGAGAAGUCUCAUGCUCAGCCACAGCAACAACAGCAGGCUACACCUGCCAAGGUUGAAACGGUAGUCAAGAGCGAGGCGAGAGCUGAUACAACAGUCCCGAAAGCUGCCCCCCGAUCUCCAAAGUCUCCAAGUGCCACAGAUCUACCACCGGUGUCAUCAGAGGAUGCACAGAACUACGCAGUGAAGGAGACAGAGGAACUGACCAGUACUUUCGUUCGUGGCCGCGGAUCAGGCAGAGGAGCGCCGCGUGGGAUGCGCGGAGGCAGAGGUCAGGGUCCACGGAUGGCUCCAACGGAGCCACCCCUUGACUUGGCAGGCGAUGUGAAUGCGCCCAGAGGGUCUGGUUUUGAAUCAAGAGGACGUGGAAGAGGCCGAGGAAGAGGAAUGUUUGGUCGCGGACGUGGUAUGCCGUUCAACUCAAAUCGGGAUUUCGACCAUCAGAGUGGUCCUGAUCGCCAAGGUCCGAGACAGUAUGGUAGGAGAGAUGGGAACUGGAACCCACAGGAAAUGGAUGCUCAGGCAGCACCCGAGAGUGGUGAUACAGAAGAAGCUGUACGUUGGGAAGAGAACCAUACUGAAGUAGCCGAACAGUUGGAUAGCGCCCCAGUGGAGACUGAAGAGGCUACAGACGGCGUUGUGGAAGCACCUGUUGAAGAGGAACCUAAAAGCUACACGCUGGAAGAGUACAAGGCUAUGCGCCAGUCUGCUAAGCCGGCAGUUAUCAUAAACAACAAGAAUCUCCGUAAGGCCAAUGACGGCAAAGAUGUGUUCGCAAACAUGGUGGCUCACAGGAAAGUACAGGAGGUUCAUGAGGAUGGUGAUGAGGUCGAAGAGAAGGAAAACGAGCCUGAGGCACAACAGCCGAUAGAUAUUGACUUCUCGUUCACAGACGAGUUUGCAGGUCGUAGAAGAGGCGGUCGAGGAUUUGAGAAUAGAGGGUUUGAUCGCGGACGUGGUGGUGCACGAGGUGCAAGACCAAGAGGCGAACGUGGAGGUCGUGGAAGAGGUCAGCUAAGGGGUGACGGACGAGGCCGUGGGUUUGGUCGCGUUUUGCCCAAUGAGGAUUACAUUCCGCCUCCAGCUAUAUACAGUGACCAGGAGUUUCCUUCCUUGAAAUAAAUUUUCAAAACACAAGUGAAGCAGAUUUUUGGAUUAGAAGUAUUCUCCCUUGUCAACAUUUGGUUCCCUGAAGGCUAUUAGCAUUGGUCUUUACUUAUUCAUGCUCAUCUUCUCCCCCCUUUAAAUAUUCAGCUUUGUAAUCUAGUUCCUUGUAAAAGCAGUUCAAAGACUGAAUUUGUAAUUAUUAUGGCUGUGUGCUGCUUGAGAUCUGAUUGCAAAGCUUUGUACAUGAAUGUUUUGCCAGUGUCACAGUUUCGCGGUUGACAUGACCAAUCGCCUUCAAUAAACCUUGACAAGAGUACUCUUUGGCUUCUCAAAGGACUAGUUGCUACUGUACUUAGUCUGUUUGUGGACCUUAUCGUAUCCCAAUCAGUGGGCGGG